AUGUUUGUGAAGAAUAUGACGAUUGUAUUGAGAUGGUGGUGGUGGAUUAAUUUAAUAUUUAUUUUUUUAAUAAAAUUUCAUUCAAUAAAUUGUUUUGAUGAUUUAUGUAAUUAUCUAAUCUAUCAAUCUGAUCAGAAUAUUGAUAUAUGUUUAAGUAAUCAAUGUAAUAAAUAUAUUGAUCCACAGUCAAUUAUGGUUAAACCAAAUAAUUGUAAAACAAAUAUUCUUUAUCUUUCAUUUUCAUCAUAUAAAAUAUUUCGAUUAUUUAUUAAACGAAUUCAAUGGAAAUUAGGAAUUUUAUUUUCAACAAAAUUAAAUAAGAAAAAUCGUUUAUUAAGAAUUUAUUUAAAUUCGAUUGAUUUCGAUGAUAAACCAACUGAUGAUGAUCAAUUAAAAGAUUUAGGAAAUAAUAUUGAUUUAUAUGAAUUAUAUAUAAGAAAUUUAACAAAUAAUUCUCGUUUGAAUGAAUCAAUACAUUAUCAUCCAAAUGAUUCACAAUGGUUUAUUAUUAAAAUUCAAUUUAUUUGUAAAUCAAUGAUUAUUUAUAAUGAAAAACCUUGUCCAGCUAAUGUUAUUCCUCCAUCAUAUUUUGCUCCACAACGUCCAUUAUUAAUAAAACAAAUAAUACCAUUAGUAAUUAAUUCAACAAUUCAAUCAAUAUAUAAACAAGACAAUGAAAGAUCAAUUCAUUUAAUUAUUAUUAUAUUAAUUCCUUUAUUAAUAAUAAUAAUAACAAUUCUUCUUUCAAUAUUUAUUUAUCGAAAGUUUUUUCUAAAACAAUCUUUAAGAACUUCAUCAAUUCCAAGUAUAUCAAGUAAUAUCAAUACUAAUCAUAGGAACGAUUGCGAACAUGAACGAAAUACAAAACCAUAUCAAAUAUCCCGUUUACCAUCACCACAUGAAGACUCACUUUACAAAGAACGACAACGACAUAUAUGA
Messenger RNA from Adineta steineri, 939 nucleotides. The record is from the annotation of a GenBank genome assembly. Lineage: Eukaryota; Metazoa; Rotifera; Eurotatoria; Adinetida; Adinetidae.